AUGCACGAGAAAAGAAUAUGGUACAAAAAUGGAAAGCGAGAAGAGAGCCAAAGUUCCAGUGACGAGUAUGUACCUAGCACAGAUGAAGAAGACAAAGAUUCUGAGUCUGAAGAUGACGAUGAGUAUGCAUUUAAAGAUGGAACAGACAAGUCCCUAAUAAGAACUGACAGCAGCGCUAGUGAAGCAAUCAAGAAAUCUGGAGUGUUGGAGGUUCAUGAAGGUGAACUAAAGGUAAUGCGGAGACCAGGAGAAAACGAAGAUAAAGACCCCUCCAAUUACUUGCCCUGUCAGUUUUGUCAUGGUUUCUUCCAGAAAAAGGAUCUAUACCGACACUGCCCAAAAUGUCCUUUCGCUCAAGAAAUAAACCACACCAUGAAAUCCAAGAAGCUGCAGCAUGCGGGAAGAUUGUUGUUGGCAGCAAAUAAAUUUCCAUCCGGUGCUAGUCAACAACUAUCAGAUAACGUCUUGGCAAUAAUGGCGGAUGAUGUCAGCGCUGUAGUCAGAACUGAUGAAACAAUCCUAAGGGUGGGCUCCACACUAAUAGAGAAACGCGGCAAUGAAAAAGCUGUGGAAGUUUCACAACAAAUGCGUAUUCUUGCCCGAUUGCUCAUAAAGGUUAGAGAGUUAUGUUGUGUUCCAACUUUAUCGCUUGAGAAGAGUUUGACGCCAGCACAAUUUGAUAACCAUCUUGCCAGCGCAAGAUAUCUUGGUGGAUACACAGGAGCACCGAACACCAGCAUUGCGAAGAAAAGACAUGGAAGCAAAAACGACGUCGAUCUGUUCCUAGAGCUGUACGAGGGAGAAUGGAGCGCCAAAGUAACAUCUCAAGCCCUGGAUAAUUUGUCAUUUAAAAAACACAACAAGCCACAACUCCUGCCAAUAACAAACGACCUACUAGCCCUGCGAACUUUCCUCAACGAGCAGAUUUUGGAACUUAGCGAGGAUGUGAAGAAAAACCCUAUGCAAGAAAAUUGGAGGAAACUUGCUAAUUCAGCCUUAGCAAGACUGAUUAUGUUCAAUAAACGGAGAGGUGGGGAGGCUUCUCGAAUGAAACUCGAUGCUUUCCAAGGGAGGCCUUUGUGGGGCAACAUUCACAACGAGGAAAUAGUUUCUGCCCUUUCAGCCACUGAAAGAGAACUCUGCAAACGGUUUGACAUGGUGGAAAUUCUUGGAAAACGAAACAGAAAAGUUCCCGUGUUGCUGACACCUGAUGUAAAAGCUGCCAUACUUGUCUUGAACAGGACAAGGGAAGAUGGGAAUGUGAACGAAAAUCCCUAUGUUUUCGCAGUGAAUGACGGAAGUUCAAAACAGUUUUUACGAGGGAACGAUGUUAUACGUCAUGCAUGUAAAAUGGUUGAUCUUAAAAAUCCCGACGUGAUUACUUCAACCAACCUCCGAAAGUAUGUGGCAACUGUGUCGCAGCUCGUUGACAUGGAUCAAAAUGAAUUGGGAUGGCUGGCAACUCAUCUUGGCCACGACGUGCACAUCCAUAAAGAGUUCUACAGGAUGCAAGAAAGCACACUUGAGAUGGCAGUAGUUGGUAACCUCUUAAUGGCCAUCGAUGAAGGGAGGGCACACGAAUUUAAAGGGAAAAACCUGCGGGACAUUACACUUCAAGACUUUCACAAUACUCAGAGUGAAGAGGAUGCCGAGUCUGAGUUAGAUAAAGUAAGGCACGUUUCUCUCUGUCUCUGGGUCUCCGUUAGUAAAGUUUAUCAACCUUCGGUUCAUUGCGACAGAAAACCGAUUCCCCAGAGCAACAUAACAUCGCCAUCGCUAACUUCUGCUGGCAAAAGGACAACGACCAAAAAGGGAACGAACAAGUCCACUGAAAAGUCUAAAAAACAUUGUAACAAGAAAAGGGGAACCCUCGAGGCAGGUCAGCAACGAAAGAUGGUGGCGAAGAAAACGUGGACAACCCCAGAAAGAAAGGCAGCGUUGAAAACAUUCCAAAAACACAUUCAAAAUGGAGUGCUACCCAAAAAAACGAGUGUGUUAAGUUUUUGGAGGAGAAUCACGGGAUAGUACAAAACAGAACAUGGACAAACGUGAAGGAUUAUGUGAGAAACUACACCGUGAAAAAGAAGUAAACAAGUUUGAAUCCUUUUAUAUUUUAUUCAGAGCAGAACGCAGCUUGUUGAACUUGCCUCUUUAUAUAUGAUAUUUUAGCCAGAAUGCAAUUUCAAAUUCUUCACCAGCAUUCUCGUUAAUGCCGCUCUGAUUCUGAUCGUGAAUUAUAGAAGUGAAGUUGCUACGUGAAUGUUAAAAAACUAAGAAACAUUGUCUUUGCUGGAAACAAAUGGCCAGCGAUAAAACUGAAUGACGUCAUCGUGUGAAUCAGUCGUAAAUCUGCAGACGUCAAACCAAUUCUAUUAUUUUAUGUUUUCAAUUAUAACCUCAACAUAACAAGAAUGUCUUAUAUUAAUUAUUAAACGGAUCU
This is a messenger RNA of Dendronephthya gigantea, 2440 nucleotides long. RefSeq lists its product as uncharacterized. Lineage: Eukaryota; Metazoa; Cnidaria; Anthozoa; Malacalcyonacea; Nephtheidae. The coding region runs from base 1 to 2025 and encodes 674 amino acids. The record is from RefSeq and is a predicted model, not a curated record. The transcript is spliced from 13 exons.